Messenger RNA from Arachis stenosperma, 4161 nucleotides. RefSeq names its product pentatricopeptide repeat-containing protein At3g09060. The transcript is spliced from 5 exons. Lineage: Eukaryota; Viridiplantae; Streptophyta; Magnoliopsida; Fabales; Fabaceae. The record is from RefSeq and is a predicted model, not a curated record. Bases 514 to 2601 code for a protein of 695 amino acids. Gene Ontology annotation, molecular function: protein binding.
AACCGUGAACUGACCGAGAAUCGGCCGGUUUGAAGGAAACGGCGUGGUUAUGCUUAUUGAAUGUGAACCUUCGAAUGAAGUCUUGCCUCCCUCUCACUUAACUUCUCAGUUCUCACUCACUCAAGCAGAAUUCUGAAAUCUGAAUCACUCCCCAUCUCCAACCCUAGCCCCUCUUCGAGCCACUGCCGCUGCCCGUCCGUCGAGCCACUGCCGCCGUCCGUCGCCCGCAUCCCUUCUCCCUUCGUCCUGUUCUUAAAGUGUCCAACCCCUGCUCUCUCCUUCCGCGAGCUCGGCCCAUCCGUCGUCUUCAUCUGCUCGCCGUCCUGCUCGCCGUCGUGUGGUCGGUGUCGUCCGUGGCAUCAACGCACUCUGCCCAGAACCCCAACUUCGAAGUGAUCUAGUAAACCAGUGAUUAGAGCGGUUCGAUGACCGGUCCGGUUCUUAGAACCUUGUGUAAUUCUCUCACGGUUCUAAACUCCCAGUUCUGUCACACAAACACACUCUCUUCGUGCCAUGGUGGAGCUCCCCAAAUCCCUAUCACCCCGCCGACUUCUUCAGCUCCUCAAGUUCGAGAAGGACCCACGCGCCGCCGUAACCCUCUUCCACUCCGCUAUCCUCCGCCCCGGCUAUACCCACUCGCCUGCCGUCUUCCACCAUGUCCUCCGCCGCAUCGCCGCCGCUGACCCCUCCCUCCUCCUCCUCCCCCACCUCCCCCGUGUCAUCGACGCCAUUCGCUCCCACAACUGCAAGUGCACCGAAGACGUUCCUCUUACUGCCAUCAAGGCCUACGCCAAGAACUCAAAGCCCGAUGAGGCCCUCCACCUCUUCCAGAACAUGGAGACUCUCUUUGGGUGCACCCCUGGAGUAAGGUCUUUCAAUACUCUCCUCAAUGCAUUCGUUCUGUCCAAUCAAUGGGAUCGCGCCAACAGGUUCUUUGCUUAUUAUGAGACUGUUGGCGUUGAGCCGAACUUGGAGACUUACAAUGUUUUGAUGAAGGUUUUGUGUAAGAAGAAGCAGUUUGAUAAGGCCAAAAGGUUGUUGGGUUGGUUGUGGGAGAAGGGUCUGAGGCCGGAUAAGUUCACUUAUGGGACUUUGAUCAAUGGGAUGGUGAAAUGCGGGGACUUGUGUAAUGCAUUGGAGGUGUUCGAUGAAAUGCCGCAACGAGGCGUGGCAGCUGAUGUGAUGUGUUAUAACAUGGUCAUUGAUGGGUUCUUUAAGAAGGGGGAUUCAUUGAGGGCAAAGAUGACCUGGGAGAGGCUACUGAGUGGGGAUUCGGAUGUGUAUCCAAAUGUUACAAGCUACAAUAUUAUGAUCAGUGGGAUGUGUAAGUGCGGGAGGUUCGAUGAGUGUUUGGAGAUAUGGGAGAGGAUGAAGAAGAAUGAGAGGAAGCAUGAUUUGUUUACCUAUAGUUCCUUGAUUCAUGGGUUGAGUGAGGGAGGGAACUUGGAUGGUGCCAAGAGGGUUUACAAGGAUAUGGUUGGGAGAGGGAUUCGGCCAGAUGUCGUUACAUGUAAUGCCAUGCUUAAUGGACUGUGCAAAGCUGGGAAGAUUGAAGAAAGUUUCCAGUUGUGGGAGGAGAUGAAGAAGUAUGGUUGUCGCAAUGUAGUAAGUUAUAACAUAUUUCUCAAUGGUUUACUUGAAAACAGGAAGGUGGAAGAAGCAUUAUCGCAAUGGGAUGCUUUGCUUGAAACAGAUUGGGGCACGGAUUCUAAAAGCUACGGAAUAGUAGUUCAUGGUUUGUGUAAGAAUGGGUACCUGAAUAAGGCUUUAAGGUUGUUAGAAGAGGCUGUGCAAAAGGGAGGUGAUGUUGAUGCCUUUGCUUUCUCCUCAAUGAUAAAUGCGUUGUGCAAAGAAGGAAGACUUGAUGAAGCAGCUGAAGUUGUUAGUGUUAUGGAUAAAAAUGGCUGUAAAUUGAAUCCUCAUGUCUGCAACGCAAUAAUUGAUGGGUUUAUCAAACAUUCUGAACUUGACAAUGCUAUUCAAUUCUUUCGCGAAAUGAGCAUCAAAGGUUGCUCACCAACUGUUGUGUCCUACAAUAUUCUUUUAAAUGGAUUAUGUAAAGCAGAAAGAUUUAUUGAGACAUAUGAUUACAUUAAGGAAAUGUUGGAGAAAGGGUGGAAACCAGAUAUUAUCACGUACAGCACCUUGAUAGAUGGUCUUUGUCAGAGCAAGAUGAUCGACACAGCCCUUAGGUUGUGGAAUCUGUUUCUUGACUCGGGAUUUAAGCCGGAUAUCAGAAUGUACAACAUUGUUAUCCAUAGACUUUGUUCUUCUGAAAAAAUGGAGCAUGCUAUGCAGCUCUAUUCAAUGAUGAGACAGAAGAAUUGCAUUAAUCUUGUGACCUACAAUACCAUCAUGGAAGGUUUUUACAAAAUUGGGGACUGUGAAAAAGCAUCAAACAUUUGGGCUAACAUCUUUGAAGAUGGCCUUCAGCCAGACAUCAUUUCAUAUAACAUCACUCUUAAGGGUCACUGCUCUUGGGGUAGAUUGACGGAGGCAAUUAGGCUGUUGGAUCAUGCUUUGGAGUGCGGUAUUUUCCCAACUGCCAUUACUUGGGAUAUACUAGUUAGAGCAGUGAUUUUUUAUGAGGCUUUAACUUAAUUUUGGAUAUCAAAUACAACAAAAGUAAUCAAGCUUUCUUCCAUUCCGAGUGGUUGGCUAUGCCUACAUGAACAGACAUUGAUGGAGUUUUACACUGACUGAUUAAGCACCCAUUCUCUUCCAUUCUGAUUUGAGACUGACUAUGUAAGAUUUGCAUUACAGUACAGCACAGUCAAACUUUAAAUUAUUUUGUCAGCUCACACUUUUUCUUUCACUUGUUGAGUACAUCAGCUACAGGCAGUUAUAGCUUAGAUGCGAUUCAGCUUGUAAACAAGUGGGACCUAUGGUGGAGUUGUCUGAACUAUGAACUCUGAACUGAAAGUAUCAAGUGUUUGGUUUGUGGGAUAUCUGAAUUCCUCGGGUUUUACAUGAAUUGGUUUAUUUCUUUAUGGUGGCAUCAAGAGGUUCAGGCAAAGACUACUAUACUUCAUUACUGGUACCAGCUUAUUAUGAUGUGAAUUAGGAAAUACCCUGUAUGGCUUUUCAUUUCUUGAUUAAUGAUUCUAAAUGUACAGUUCCAAAAGCUAUGAUGAUAAUAUAUAUAUUAUGUAAAGAACUUCAUGAGCAUCACAUGGUAACUCUGUUACUCUGGGUUUGGUGAUUAUAGUUGUAUCACCGAAAUCAGCUACUGUUGAUGCCAAAUCAAAGCCGUGUGAUGUUAUCAGUCCCAAGUUGUAAGCCCUCACUUGGGUUUAUUGCAUCACACACAAUGCAUCAAUGGUAUUACCCUUGCAGUGAAUCACAGUAAAAUUGAACUUCAGUUAUUUUCCUCAUUGUUAGUCUUUCUCGUUCUCCCAGUUUCCGAUGACAUGUUUUGUUCAUAGAUGAACUGAGAAGUUAAAGCCACAAGAAUAGCGAAAAGAACUGCAACCUUUCUCCAAUCAGUGGAGGAUGAAACAGCAAUAGCCUUGACUAUUCCGAUGCCCAACAAGCCAAUGAAGAAAAGAUUCUUCGAAUUCUAGCAUUUUGCGCUCUAUGUUUGCUGUUAUCUGCUAACCACAAAAGAAUAGUCUUCAUCUAAUCCCUUGAGGGCCUCUUCUCCAAUUUUCUCAAACUCAACUAUGGCUUCUUUGCCAAAUUGGGUCAGAUAUGCGGACCGCUCGUCUACAUAAUCCAUUAGGCGGAUCUUUUGAGCUUCAAGCAUGGCAAUUUGUGCUAGCAACUCUUGUUGGCGAGUAUCACCAGGUUGGGAAUCAGACUCGUUAGACUUGCAGCGGCCGAAGAUGGGACUUCUUUUGUUUUGGAGGAGCCCUGUGCAGUGGAUAUCAUACUUGCUAUUGGUAGGACUGAAAGAAGGAUGAAUGGCUUUGAGGGCAAUCAUCCUUUCGUUACCGUGAAGGUAUCUAUUCAUAACUCAUAAGGUUGAAAUAGAGAAAAUUAAAUGAAAGGGGGAGAAAUGGGGUGCAACGUCUUUUGAACCUUUUGUUCUCUGUACAUUAUCCAUUGAAAUAAUGAUGGUGAUGUUUUUGUCCAAUAUAAAAAGGAAUAGGAUGCUCUAAAUGCCUUUUAGUUUGGUAUGAUCUUGGGAAAUUCUAUUUUGGUCGACGAAAUUUCAUUUUA